AUGCGACUCCUCACAGUGCCCUUGAUUCUGCAAAGUCUGCAAGCCGAAUCUGAGGAGUGCCCCGCCUCGCCUGUGACGGGUUUGGUGCUAUGCCGGGACAUGCCAGGCCCUGGCCGCGCUGGCCGCCCUCGCCGGGAGCAACGAGAACGGUCUCAUAGCCGAGACGUGCGCGAGUCUUUGUGGCCCUGGCCUCGCUCUCUCUCGCUCCGUCGAAGUCGAAGGGGCAGCGACUCCGACGUGAGCUCUCACGUGGAUUCGGAUGCUCCUCCUCUUGGGCCCAUCCAGGCACUUCGCGUGAAUGGAUGUCUGAUCGGCUUCAACUUGAGUGGAGUGGAAGGCUGGACAGAGACCGGCCAGCUGUGCUUUGGUCCUUGGAGCACUUCUGCUGGAGGCUUUGCACCGCAGAUCGCCAGGAGAUUGCCGCUUGCUUUCACAUCAGACGAGUCGGAAGCUGAGGACUCGUGCAAGUUAGACACUUCGGGCUUCCGUGGCGUCACUCGAGUGGAUCUUGAAAUCGGCAUGGAUUCCGAAGGCGAUGGCCCAAGCCUUCAGAUGAACGAGGGCUACGAGCUUGUGGUUGCGGAAACGGCCAAGCUGUCUGCCAAGUCUAUCCACGGCUUUAACCGGGGACUGGAAACAUUGCUAGUGGUCCUGGAUGCACUUCCCGCGGAGGCGGAAGAGAACUGGACCUGGGCUCCGGGCAUCUCAAACGGAAGUCUUCUCGAGCUGAGCAUCAAGGAUGCACCCAAGUUUGCCUGGCGCGGCCUGCUGCUGGACACCGCUCGACACUUCGUGAUGGAGUCUUUACUAUGGGUAAUGGCGGCCAACAAGCUGAACGUGCUCCACUGGCACCUGACGGAUGCCAUGAGCUUUCCACUGCAGCUGGCUUCCCUGCCAUGGCUGGCUGAAAAGGGUUCGUUCGGCCGCAACAAGAUUUAUUCGCAGGCAGAUGUUCGGCACAUUGUGACUCUCGCUGCUAAUCUCUCCAUCCGGGUCGUUCCAGAGCUUGACAUGCCGGCACACACAGCGAGCUGGAUCUUCGGUGAGCCCCAAACAGUCUCCAACUGCACUCACGUCUUGCCACACGAUCCGAACGAUGCCAAGAAUCCCUUCAAAGCCAGGGACAAGCUGGCAUUGGAUAUCUCCUCCAAGCGAACACAGGAGGUGGUCUCCGCAAUUCUCGAAGAGAUUGCUGACCUCUUUCCGGACGAGUUUCUGCAUUUGGGAGGGGAUGAGGUGGAUUACCGAUGCUGGACUACCAUGCCGCAUAUCAAGAAAUGGAUGAAAAGAAAAGGCUAUGGGGCUCUUCCGGCUCUUCAGCACUUCUUUGACCAUGCUCUGAAGGAGGUACGGAGGCUGGGCAAGCGCCCCAUCGUUUGGCAAGACUCCUUCGAUCAGGGUCUCAAGCUGCCGGAGGAGGCAGUCGUGCAGCAGUGGAAGUGUUGGGGCAGCGUUGGCCCUGAGAUCCGCAUGUGGCCCGAGGCGGAGCCUGCUGCGCAGCUUGGCCACGCCUCUGCUUUCGUCGCCACAGAGCUGAACCUCUCAGCUGUGCAGAGCAGCUGUUGGUAUCUGGAUUGGGACUCUCAGUGGACCGACUUUUAUGAGCACGCUGCGGACGAAGGCCCCCGAGAAACAAGGCCAAGCAGCCGGCUCUUUGGAGGCGAGGCCGCGCUUUGGACAGAGCGCAUUGACUUCACCAACCUAGCCUGUCGUACCUGGCCUCGCACCGCAGCUGUGGCAGAGCGCCUCUGGUCCACGUCUGCUUUGCCUGUUGCUCUCAGCACAAGGAGUCAGGUGAGGCACCGCCUAGCAGCCCAUAGUCAGCGGCUCCAUAGGCUCCAAGGUGUUCCCUUCAGGCCUCUCACCGAACCCCGCAAUGAAUGGUCCCAGGUUUUUGAAGUCUUGGACGACGUGGACGGAGCAUGCCCUCUUCUGGCCACUCAGGCUAUCCAAAGAGAUGCUGAGGGGUGGCAGGAGGUGAUUACCGACGCGUUCGAAGUGCCGGAUCAGUUUCGCAGAAGAGAGGCGGAGGUCAAUGUGAGACAAACGCAACAAGCGGUGCCAGUGGGCAAUGUUUGGACCACGCUGGACUUGCGGCAAAGCCGCCGGGACUUAUCAAGGCUGGAGUCUUGGCGCACGGAUCCCGACCUAUGCCUGAUCUGGGCAGCCUUCUGCACCACCUCACCCCUGACACUGGCCGAUGGCAUCUCCUUGGCCAAGACCCGCAGGUCGACGACGGAGGCCUUGAAGCUGCUGACGGGCGUUGAGAAUGUGAAGGACGCGCGCUCUCAGUCUGAGGCCAUGCAGGCUGGCGAGGCAGGCGCGGAUAUCGCGCCGCCAGACGAGACCGCCUGUCCAAAGCUCACCCUGAAAGCCAAAGCCUGCAGAGGCCUGCAAGAGGAGCCGCAGGAGGCUCCCCUUCUCCCUUUUGACUCUUGGAGGGGCCACGCUGAAAAUGUUUCAUUGAAGCCCUGGCAAGCCAGCGGAUUUAGCUUGAUUGCGCGUUUGGCGAAAUCAGUUCACAGCGAGGUCCAUUACUCUCAGGACAACACCGGAAUCACCGGUGUGGCGAAGGUGGUGUCGAAGAACAUCGCAAACAAGGAGAAGGACAACAGCGAAAAGACUGUCUGGUUGAGCGACGUUGACAUCCAGUCUUUUGAAGACAUCAGAAGUGAAAUUGCCGUCUUGAAGUUUCUCAGCAACACGGAGCACUGCCCGCAUGUCAUCAACAUCCUGGGGUGCUUUGAGGAUAGCGUGAGCAUCUACCUGGUCACGGGCUACUGCGAGGAAGGCGACCUCUUCGAGCGAGUAGCGUACGGAGAUCCUCUUGCAGAGACACAAAAGAAACGCUAUGUUAGCGAGCUCUUGCAAGGGGUCAGCCACCUUCAUCGACACAACAUAGGACACAGAGACAUCUCUCUUGAGAAUGUUCUGCUGCGGAAGGGAAGUUGUGUGCUGAGUGACUUUGGGCAGGCAGUGCCACUCAAAGCGCAAGAUGGAAGAGUGCUGCGGUACUUUGUUGAGGCAGGCAAGCGUAUGUACCGCUCCCCCGAGAUGUACGUGCCGCGCACCACCCUGGUGCAGGUGGUGUGCCCGGCAGAUGGAAAGCCCGGGAUACCGUCAUUGGUAUCUCAUGAAACUGCCAGAUGUGAAGUUCUGUUGCCUGCUGAUGCUGAGCCUGGGCGGCCCUGCAACGCAACUCCAUACGGUUACGCUGCGGCACCUGCAGAUAUUUUUGCUUGCGGCGUUUGUGCCUUUGUCUUGGCGGUCGGAAAGCCACCUUGGACAUCGGCGCUCGACUCGGAUCCCUCCUUCUCAUUUAUUCGUCGACAUGGCGUGGCCAACUUGCUCCAACAAUGGAAAGGAGGAGCGCGCGGCCCUCCAAGCAAGAGUGAGGAGGCCACACUCUUGGCAGACAUGCUCCGCGUGGACCCAGUGCGAAGGAGCACCUCUGAUGAGUGCUUGCGGAACGUCUGGCUGGAAGCUGUGACGCGGAAUCGCUCCCACACAGCCUGA
Molecule: messenger RNA, 3516 nt
Organism: Symbiodinium pilosum
Lineage: Eukaryota; Dinophyceae; Suessiales; Symbiodiniaceae
Source: the annotation of a GenBank genome assembly